AUUGCAGGCUCCGGGCCACACCUGGGCGGGAGUCCGAAGAGGAAGCCACGCACUACAUUUCCCAGCAUGCCUGGGACCUCAAGGUGCGCCGGGCGGGCGGGGCUUCGCUUCGCACAGCCGGAGAUCCUUUUUCUCCCUGCUUCUUCUUUGCACCCUCCUGCGAGGGAGGCCUCGGGCAUGGAUUCUCCCCCACUUGGGGACCCCCAGCCGCCGAAACCAGCUCCGGCCAAGCCGCUCACGGACCUGGAUUUCCGCUCUGGGGCACGGAUCGAGGAGCUGAACCAACUGAUCCAGGAGUACGAGGCCCGGAGCGCAGGCAUCCGGAACGCCCCGGCGGAAGAAUGGCACCGGGCGAAAAAUCUGGUUUUCUCCUUGCUGGGUCAGGUUCAGAAAUCCUACGGGAGGCUCCCGACGGUCAACCGGUACCUCCUCCUGUCCGGUGGGGUCCAGCAAGGCACCGUCCAGGUGGAUCCGGGCAGCCUGCAGCCCCUUUCUCCCGGCAGCGACUAUGACACGGACUUCACCCUCCUGGUGCCUGUUCUGGAUGCGGCCGGGGUCCCCGUCACCUUGGACAUGAAGCGGAGCCCCCCCGGGCACGCCCAGGUCAGCCUCCACCCCUUCGGCGCCCCGGCCCUCUCCCGCUGGUCGGACUGCUGUUGCCCGGGGGACGAGGCUUACCUCUCCGCCGAGCGGGUGUCCGACUGGUUUUUCGCCUCCUUCGCCUCCUGUGCCAAAGACGCGAGGGUCGAGCAGCGGGGCGGCGUCACCUCGGCGGUCCUCGCGGUCGGGCCCUACCGGAUCCUCUACGACCUCGUCCCGGUGGUGGCCUUGAAAGGCUGGCCGGCGGUGGCUCGGCCGUGGCUGACCCAGGCUCACUUCUGGGACGGCAAGCUGACGGACGAGGAGGCGGCCGGAGGCUUCUACCUCUCCCCUUCCGCCUCCGGGCCUCACUGGCGCCUGGCGUUUUCGGCGAGCGAGCUUCACCUGAGGAAGAUAGAAGAGCAGGCGGCCGAAGAAGGAGAAGAGGACGGGUUCCCUCUUGGCGGCCCUGACUGUUUGCAAUAA
Molecule: messenger RNA, 1065 nt
Organism: Pogona vitticeps (central bearded dragon)
Lineage: Eukaryota; Metazoa; Chordata; Lepidosauria; Squamata; Agamidae
Product: nucleotidyltransferase MB21D2
Source: RefSeq, a predicted model, not a curated record